Messenger RNA from Arxiozyma heterogenica, 2139 nucleotides. RefSeq names its product ATP-dependent RNA helicase (gene MSS116). Gene Ontology annotation, cellular component: nucleolus. The transcript has a single exon. Gene Ontology annotation, molecular function: ATP binding; nucleic acid binding. The coding region runs from base 1 to 2139 and encodes 712 amino acids. The record is from RefSeq and is a predicted model, not a curated record. Gene Ontology annotation, biological process: maturation of LSU-rRNA from tricistronic rRNA transcript (SSU-rRNA, 5.8S rRNA, LSU-rRNA). Lineage: Eukaryota; Fungi; Ascomycota; Saccharomycetes; Saccharomycetales; Saccharomycetaceae.
AUGGGAUUAAUAGUCAUGUUACGAUUCAACAGUGUGUCAAUACCUAAAUCUGGUUUAAGGAUUUUGAGUCAUAUCAAUAUUAGGAGUAUUUGCAGUCAAAACAACAAUAAUUUUAUUAUUGUACCAACACGCUUAAAUAGUAUCAGCUAUUUUAUAAGAAACUAUAAUACUCAAAGACACAGUAUUAAAGAUAGCCAAUACUUCAAGAAUAAACAUAACAAUUAUUUCAAGGCUAAACACGAUAAUCAGUAUAAUAAACAUCGAAAUAGUCAGUUAAAUAAUAAUAAUAAUAAUAAUAAUAAUAGUAGUAGUAGUAGUAGUAGUAGCAUCAGUGUACAGGAUUUCAAUAUAGUUGAAUUUAAAAAAGAAACUUUAGCGAAAUUAAUCCAUUUAUCAAAUGAGGGUUCAGUCACUUUACAACAACUGUAUGAUGAAGGGAUCCUUGAUAGGUCUUUAUUUUUAUCCAUACAGAGAAUGAAUUUCCCCAGUUUAACACCGGUUCAACAGAAAACUAUUAAACCUAUUCUGAUAAGUGAUAGUAAUGACAACGUCAAACAGCCUGAUAUAAUAACCAGAGCAAAGACAGGCACAGGUAAGACUUUCUCCUUUUUAAUACCUAUCUUUCAACAUUUAAUCAACACACAUCAACAACAUCAGUACAUGGUUAAAGCUGUCAUCAUUGCUCCAACUAGAGACUUGGCUUUACAGAUUGAAACUGAAGUUAAAAAAUUACACAAAAAUUAUCGUGUUUUGAGUAAAUAUCAAUCUAUUUCUCUAGUAGGUGGCACAAAUUUACAGAAAUCUUUAGAUUUCAUGUAUAAGAGGAGACCAAAUAUCGUUAUUGCCACACCUGGUAGAUUUAUUGAUAUCUUGGAUAGGGUAGGAGACAAGUUUUUCAAAUUUGUCGAUUUUAAAGUCCUGGAUGAGGCUGAUCGGUUGUUGGAGAUAGGUUUCAAACAAGAUCUGGAACAUAUUUCAACCACUUUAAAUGGUCUAAAUGUCAAUGGUGAUAAACAUAUCAGGACUUUAUUAUUCUCUGCUACAUUAGAUGAAAAAGUACAGAAUCUUGCAAAUAAUAUUAUGAAUAAAGAAAAGUGUCUUUUCAUUGACACAAUAGAUAAAAAUGAACCUGAAGCACACGAAAAGAUUGAACAAUCAUUAGUUGUGUCGAAAAGUUUUGCUGAUAGUAUUCACGCCACGAUUGACCAUCUUAAAUUAAAAAUAGUAGAGAACAACAAGACUAGUAAAACUACCAAUAUUGAUUACAAAGCUAUACUUUUCACCCCUACUGUGAAAUUUACAAAGUUUAUAUAUUCCAUUUUAAAUAAAGAAUUCGGUAGCCAAUCAUUUCCAAUAUAUGAAUUUCAUGGACAAGUGUCACAAUCAAGAAGAACUAAUUUAGUUAAACAGUUUAAAAAUGAUUCUAAUGGAUUAUUGAUUUGUACAGAUGUUGCAGCACGUGGUAUGGAUUUCCCGAACGUUAAAGAAGUGUUACAAAUCGGUGUUCCAACCGAGCUAGCAAAUUAUAUUCAUAGAAUAGGUAGAACUGCUAGAAGUGGUAAAGAUGGGAAAGCGAUUAUGUUUUUAUGUGAGAAGGAGCUACCCUUUAUUGAUCAAUUAAAAAGAACUAAAAAUAUCGAUAUCAUCAACAAGACUCGAUAUGAAUCAACUAAUGAAGCAAAGGACCACUUAGCUGCAAAUUUUCAAUCUCAAACUAUGGCUUUGGGAAGUUUGUCAGAAUCUAUUAUUUCAUUGAUAUCGUAUUAUAGAUCGUGUAUCAAAGAAUAUAUGUUUACUGAAAAGGUGAUUUUACCAGAAAUAGCAAAGACAUAUGGGUCUUUAUUGAAUGAACCGUAUAAAAAACUGCCUGUAACAAGAACUGUCAUAGAUAGAUUAGGUCUAACACGGAAUCCAAUAUCAAAAACUAUGUUUCAAAUAACGAGACGAAAUUUAAAUGAGGAAAAGAAUGAUCACUUGAAUACACACAGUCAUAAAUAUAGAGAAAAAAAACAUAAUUAUCACAGUUAUUCUCGUAUGAAAUUUCAAUCUAGGAAAAACGAUACUUCUUAUGGUCAUUCCAAAAAGUGCUACCAGUCAGAAGAUUUUGAAUCUGAUAGAUUCUAUACAACUCCAAAAUAA